This is a messenger RNA of Cajanus cajan (pigeon pea), 498 nucleotides long. Lineage: Eukaryota; Viridiplantae; Streptophyta; Magnoliopsida; Fabales; Fabaceae. The record is from RefSeq and is a predicted model, not a curated record.
AUGGAUCUGGAGCCCGACACCAUGGACUCCGUCAGAUCCGGCCCCUGCGGCCAGAUCUUCUGCCCCGACAACUUCGUCUUCGGCCAGUCCGGUGCCGACAAAAACUGGGCCAAGGGCCACUACACCGAAGGCGCUGAACUCAUCGACUCCGUCCUCGACGUCGUCCGCAAAGAAGCUGAGAAUUGCGAUUGCUUGCAAGGCAUCUUUUUCCCGUCAACCUCAGGGCCUACAAACAUCAGUUCAAGGAUCACCAUCAAGUAUUCACCAAAGGAUACGACGCCGACCUUCACAAAAGACGCCAACAUCUACUCAUCUCGAUUUGAAGACACCGUCGAGUUCCUCAAAUCAGUGAGCGACAUCGAGGGCACCGCUGAGUACCUCAAGUCAAAACUAAGGGUCAUUGUUGAGUAUCUGCCAAAGAUUCUGACGUCCACCUUCAUAAAGGGCGUGAACACUCAUCUUGAUUUGAAGACACCAUCGAGUUCUUCAAAUCAAUGA